Molecule: messenger RNA, 2842 nt
Organism: Onthophagus taurus
Lineage: Eukaryota; Metazoa; Arthropoda; Insecta; Coleoptera; Scarabaeidae
Gene: MetRS
Product: methionyl-tRNA synthetase 1
Biological process (GO): methionyl-tRNA aminoacylation
Cellular component (GO): cytosol; aminoacyl-tRNA synthetase multienzyme complex
Molecular function (GO): methionine-tRNA ligase activity; ATP binding
Source: RefSeq, a predicted model, not a curated record
ACCUCAUUUUAACCUUAAACUUCGAGGUUUCCAAAACGACACGUUUUUGAAGUUUUUCUAACAUAAACGUUGCUUUCAAUCAUGAUUAUCAUUACGAAUCCAAAAAAUCCGGCCGUUUUAAAAAUCUUAAUAGCAGGAAAAUGUGCCGGAAAGGAUAUAGAAGUAAAAAUAAUGAAUUCCCAAGAUUCCUUAGUAGGGACGAGAUUACUACCUUAUUUAAAGUUAGACGGUUUGGAAUGCAUUUUCCUCCCAAAUCCAGCGGGCAAGUAUUUAUUUCCAAUUAAAAAAGAUGAUGCAAAAUUGGAAGAGUGGUUAUCAUGGGAAUCGAGUACAUUAACACCGUUAUUAGCUCAAUUUAGUAGUAUAAUUAAAAAUGAGAAGAAAAAGGGAUUACUUGUAAAUUAUUUAAAGUACUUAAAUGAUAAUUUAACGCAGAAAUACUUAUGUGGUGAAGAUUUAUUAUUUUGCGAUAUAUCUAUUUGGUCGGUUCUUUAUCCACUUUUUAAAGACCAAAGUUUAUCAGGAGAAUACUUUGGAGAAUUUAAGAAUUUAUUGAAUUGGUUCAAAGAAAUCGAACAAGAAUCUUUUGUUAAAUCUAUUUUAGAAAAAUACACCAUUAAUCCUGCAAUAGAGGCUUAUAAUGCACUUGGAGAAGGUGCUAGAUACAUUACGAAUAAUUUACCAGAGUUAUCGACCCAAUCUUCUUUGGAAAAUGAUGAUGUUGCAUCCAAACAAGAAUUAGAUAAUGCUAAAAAGUCAUUUUUAGAAGGAACAGUUCGUUUUGUUGAACCAAGAAAUGAUAAAAAUCCUAUUUUACCAAUUCCUGGUGAAAAAAACAUUUUAAUCACCUCUGCUUUACCUUAUGUUAACAACGUACCACAUUUAGGAAAUAUAAUUGGUUGUGUUUUGUCUGCUGAUGUUUUUGCCAGAUUUUGCCGCCUAUGCAACUAUAACACUCUUUAUAUUUGUGGAACGGAUGAAUAUGGAACAGCAACCGAAACCAAAGCAUUAGAGGAAGGUUUAACACCUCAGCAAAUUUGCGAUAAAUACUUUGAAAUCCAUAAUUCGGUUUAUCGCUGGUUUAACAUUGGAUUUGAUUAUUUUGGAAGAACUACAACUCCAGAACAAACAGAAAUCGUUCAAGAUUUAUUCCACGCUGUAAACAAAAACGGAUUUGUUCUAACACAAUCGGUCGAUCAGCUUCUUUGCGAAAAAUGUAAUCGUUAUUUAGCUGAUCGUUUUGUAGAGGGCGGUUGUCCUCAUCCGGGUUGUAACUACGAGGAUGCGCGAGGCGAUCAAUGUGACGGUUGUGGAAAAUUAAUUAAUGCGGUUGAAUUGAAGAAUCCGCGAUGUAAAGUUUGUAAAGGAACUCCCGUUUUAAGGAGUUCUAAUCAGUUCUUUUUGGAUCUUCCUAAAUUAGAACCUUUAUUGUUACAUUGGAUAGAAAAAUCUUCAUCAGGUUGGUCUAAUAAUGCUCGGGUUAUCGCGAAAUCUUGGAUGAAAGAAGGCUUAAAACCUAGAUGUAUUACGAGAGAUUUAAAAUGGGGUGUUCCUGUACCCAUCGAUGGAUUUAGAGAUAAAGUUUUUUAUGUUUGGUUUGAUGCACCAAUUGGCUAUAUCUCAAUGACACAACGUUAUUGUAAAGAUUAUGAAAAAUGGUGGAGACCAAACAGUGAUACUAAAGUCACUUUAUAUCAAUUUAUGGGAAAAGAUAACGUUCCUUUUCAUUCUGUUAUGUUUCCUGGAAUGUUAUUGGGAGCAAACAGAAAUUUUGAACUUGUUUCUCAUAUAAUGGCAACAGAAUAUGUUAAUUACGAAGAUGGUAAAUUUUCAAAAUCACGUGGUGUUGGGGUAUUUGGUACAGACGCUCAACAAACCGGCAUUUCAAGCGAUGUAUGGAGAUUUUACCUUCUUUACAUUCGUCCAGAAGGUCAAGAUUCCAAUUUUAGUUGGGUUGAUUUAGCUACAAAGUGUAACAGCGAACUUUUAAAUAAUUUUGGAAACUUUGUUAAUAGGGCUUUAGUUUUUACUGAGAAAUUCUUUAAAUCGUCCAUUCCUAAUUUAAAACCUACAGACGACGAUUUUAAUCUUUUAGCUUUAUGUAACCGUGAAAUUAAAGGUUAUAUCUCAGCUUUGAAUCAAGGUAGAUUAAGAGAUGGGAUUCGCUAUAUAUUAAAUAUCUCGAGACAUGGUAAUCAAUAUUUGCAAUCAAAACAACCUUGGGUUUUAUUAAAAGGAACUGAUGAACAAAAAGAACAAGCUGGAACUGUUAUUGGGUUAUGCUGUAAUAUAACGUUAAUGUUAACCAGUUUAUUAUUCCCUUAUAUGCCUGAUACAAGCAGAACGAUUUUGAAACAAUUAAACGCUGAAAAUUUACAACCAAUGAUUAAUCCAAACAAACCGGAAAUCGUUGUUUAUUUAAAACCGGGUCAUAAAAUUGGAAAACCAGUUCCACUUUUUACCAAAUUAGAAUCCGAAAAAAUCGAUGAGUUAAAACUUAAAUUUGCCGGUAAACAACAAAGCCCACAAAAAGAAAUUAUAAAUAAUGAUGUGGCCAAAAAGGUGGAAAAUAAUAAUUCAGGGCUUCAACUUUCUAAUGAGGAAUCCAUUAAAGAAUUGACUCAAAAGAUUGAAACACAAGGUGCUUUGGUAAGAAAACUAAAAGAAUCUGGGGCUCCAAAAGCAGAUUGGCAACCUCAAGUUGAAAUUUUGUUAAAACUAAAGGGACAAUUAUCUGUCAUGACUGGAACACCACCAGCUGCUCCAGGAAAAGGAAAAAAGGGGAAAAAAUAAGAGAAAAUCGUUUUAAUUAAUUUAUAAAUGUACAAAAAUAUUUAUUACU